Suricata suricatta (meerkat) is the source of this 760-nucleotide messenger RNA. RefSeq names its product ECRG4 augurin precursor (gene ECRG4). Gene Ontology annotation, biological process: anaphase-promoting complex-dependent catabolic process; G1 to G0 transition; regulation of cell population proliferation. NCBI's taxonomy places the organism in Eukaryota, Metazoa, Chordata, Mammalia, Carnivora, Herpestidae. The record is from RefSeq and is a predicted model, not a curated record. The coding region runs from base 95 to 535 and encodes 146 amino acids. The transcript has 4 exons.
GCCUGCCUGUGCCCCUGUCCUUGUGCGCCCAGUCCUCUCUGGUGCUGCGCUCUCCGUGCUUAUCUCGCUCCUGCCCUCCUGCCCGGCCGAGGCCAUGGCCGCCUCCUCCGCACGGCCCACUGUCCUGGCCAUGACCGCGCUGGCGCUACUCCUGCUGCUGUGCCUGGGCCCAGGUGGCAUAAGUGGGAAUAAACUCAAGCUGAUGCUUCAAAAGCAGGAAGCACCUGCUCCACCUAAGACGAAAGUGGCCGUGGAUGAGAGCAAGGCUAAAGAAUUCUUAAAUGGCCUGAAGCGCCAGAAGCGGCAGCUGUGGGACCGGACUCGGCCAGAGGUCCAGCAGUGGUACCAGCAAUUCCUCUAUAUGGGGUUCGACGAGGCGAAAUUUGAAGAUGACGUCACCUAUUGGCUGAACAGAGGUCGGAAUGGGCAUGAAUAUUAUGAUUCCUACCAGCGUCACUAUGACGAGGACUCUGCGCUGAGUCCCUACGGCUUCCGGCAUGGAUCUUUCGUCAACUACAACUACGAUGACUACUAACACCCGGCACAUGCGCACCAGCGCCAAGAGUGUCUCCCCCCAACUUCCCGUGCACCUCCUAGCUUCUGCUGGGCUUUGUUUCAGCAGAUAUUUUCUACCCCCUUUCUGUGACCAGGAAGGAUGCAUUAAAACAAACAAUAUAAAUGCCCUUUGAUAUUUCAUGCAAGUACCUAACAAUGCACUUCAUUAAAAACUAGAAAUAAAAGCAUUUUGUUAAAAAUGAAA